Abrus precatorius (Indian licorice) is the source of this 844-nucleotide messenger RNA. RefSeq names its product G-box-binding factor 4-like. Gene Ontology annotation, biological process: positive regulation of DNA-templated transcription. The record is from RefSeq and is a predicted model, not a curated record. The transcript is spliced from 4 exons. Bases 205 to 657 code for a protein of 150 amino acids. Gene Ontology annotation, molecular function: DNA-binding transcription factor activity. Lineage: Eukaryota; Viridiplantae; Streptophyta; Magnoliopsida; Fabales; Fabaceae. Gene Ontology annotation, cellular component: nucleus.
CAAAAUAAUCUCGGAAAUAGAAGCUGACAAUUGUCUCAAAAUAAGAAAACAAUUUUGGAAUAUAAUGAAACACUGAGAUAAUAAUUUACGAAUGAUAUAAAAUACCUGUGUUGUCUGUCAAGGAAGAGAUGAGAAAUUGAGUUGGUGAUAUGGUUAGUUAUCGUUGAUACCCUGAAAUAGCGGCGAGAUUUGGAAAGAGAAGCGAUGACAUCGUCGAAGGUGGAUCUGCCACGACAGGGUUCAGUUUCAAACCUGUUAGCGGACGAGGUUUGGGAAGAAGUAGUUGGCGGCGCCACUGAAUCGACAAUAAGCCUCGAAGAUUUCUUAACAAAGGCAACCUCUGUUGUGAGAAACGACACCGUACGAGGAAAGAGGAAGGCCGUGGAAGAACCCUUAGAUAAGGCCACUCUUCAGAAACAAAGAAGGAUGAUAAAGAACAGAGAGUCUGCUGCUAGGUCCAGGGAACGCAAGCAGGCUUACACGGUUGAGCUAGAGUCUUUGGUUACACAUCUGGAGAAAGAGAAUGCUCUCUUGUUGAAGGAAGAGGCUGAUAGGAAAAGGCAGAGGUUUGAACAGCUCAUGGAGUGCCUCGUUUCAGUUGAGGAGAAGCCUAGACUGAAAAAAAAGCUUCGAAGAGUGAACUCAACUCAAUGGUGAAUAACAAUCAAAUGAUGCAAGAAAUAUUAAAGGGUAAAUAUGAAAAAAAAAAAAAGGGAAAUGAUUUCGAAACUUACUUUGUAUACACGUAGCUUUACUGGUUAUUUUCUGGGAUGACUCGGAGUUACAUUAGAAAAUAGCUACAGCCAAAUGAUUUAACUAAAUUGAUCUCGACUUUAUUAUUCUU